Messenger RNA from Orbicella faveolata, 1479 nucleotides. Its product is annotated as retinol dehydrogenase 8-like. Gene Ontology annotation, molecular function: oxidoreductase activity. Gene Ontology annotation, cellular component: cytosol. The record is from RefSeq and is a predicted model, not a curated record. NCBI's taxonomy places the organism in Eukaryota, Metazoa, Cnidaria, Anthozoa, Scleractinia, Merulinidae.
GAGGUGGGAGCUUCUAGUAUCUGAGGAAGGCAAACACCCUCACCGUAUUCAUAUUGUCAUGUCACACGUACCUUAACCUCAUCAGUGGUCAAACAAAUAAAUUCAAAAAUAUUCUUUAGCAAACCGAAAUUUCGAACCCACCUCGCUGCUUACGCGAAAAUAAACACUGCGUAGCCACAUAUACACGUUGUGUACCUUUUGAUUUCUGUCACGCAGCUCACGUUAAUUUUUUAACCCCCUACUGUACAGCUUGUACUAGUAGCGACUGCAUCGCCUGGGGACGCGAACAUGGCUUCAAAAAUUGUGCUUGUCACUGGCUGCUCUACUGGAAUAGGAUUAUCUGCAGCUCUUUUACUGGCCAAUGAUAAAAAUAAGCGUUUUAAAGUUUAUGCAACGAUGCGAAAUCUUGAAAAGAAGGGCCCACUCGAAGAGCAAGGGAAAAGUGUCCUUGGAGACACCCUGAUCAUUAAAGCCAUGGACGUUUGUUCGGAUGAGUCCGUGAACGCAGUUGUGGAAGAGUUAUUAGCUGAUCAUCAGAGAAUUGAUGUAGUCAUCAACAAUGCAGGAAUAGGUAUGUCUGGUGCACUUGAGACUCAAACAAUGGAUAUGACAAGGAAAGUGUUUGAGACCAACUUUUUUGGAGUGUUGCGCCUCACCAAAGCUGUACUUCCAAGCAUGAAAUCUAACAAAGAUGGGCACAUCAUGUGCGUAACAAGCAUGGGAGGUAUCUUUGGAACACCCUUUAACAGUGUUUACUGUUCGUCAAAGUUUGCAGUGGAAGGUCUUAUUGAGUCACUAGCUCCAAUGCUCAGGAUGUUUAAUGUGAGAUGUUCUUUAAUUGAACCUGGACCAGUUUCAACUUCUUUUGUUGCCAAUUUAUCCCACACGGCUACAAGUGACGACAGCCUUUUAGAUGAGGAGACAAAACAGCUUUAUGACAACUACUCCAAAAAGAUGCGAGCUGCCUUCACCACAGUGGUACAGACCCCAGAUGAAGUCAGUCAGGUGAUCUUAGAGGCAUUACUAGCUGACAAGCCUCACUUGAGGUACCAGACUAACAAGAAUUAUGCAGCAGCCACAUCCAGCAAGCUAGCAGACCCAACUGGUGACACAUCUGUAGAACUUAUGUCCCAGCGUUUCUUCCAUUAGAUUUCUUGCCAACAUGGCGGACAUUCUGUAUUACAUUUCAGAUAGGAUAUCUUUAAAAAUAUGUCAAAAACUGGUUAUUAAGCCACUUCUGGAUGAACCAUUUUAAAUUUCAUUAUUACUUGUGAUAAUAUUUCUCUUGCAAUAAUUUGUAGCACCAAACACAGAAGUUGUUUUACUCUUUCUUUCAACUGAGAAGAUAACAUUAAACACUUGAGACUAUUCUUCACUACUCCACUGCAGCUGACUGCACAUAGUAUUUUCAUCUCUCAGUGUGGUAAAACAUUGUCUCUCAUGUUUGAUAUACUGCAUAAUAAAUUCAUAUCACUUUCA